Trichoderma citrinoviride is the source of this 363-nucleotide messenger RNA. RefSeq lists its product as hypothetical. The transcript has a single exon. Lineage: Eukaryota; Fungi; Ascomycota; Sordariomycetes; Hypocreales; Hypocreaceae. The record is from RefSeq and is a predicted model, not a curated record. Bases 1 to 363 code for a protein of 120 amino acids.
AUGCGAAAACAAUCAGACGAACAGCUCGGUAUCCUAGAAGAGUUGGAACUUGUGCAUGGGAUGCAUCAGAUGAUCCUGCAGCUACUGCAAGACUUGGGCUUCUCGCCGCCAGAUGAAGGCCAUCAAAUUCCAGAGACGGAUGCCUCGGGAGCAGACGCUCUCUAUGAUGAGAGAAGAGCCGACAUCUACAAGGGCUUCCAGGACGUCGUUGCAGAAAAGGAGAAGCUGGAGGUGCGGAUCGCCUCUCUGAAGAAGGAGGACGUCCAACGGCGGGGACAACAGUCGGGUGUGCAAAAGAAGACGAUUCAGGCUCGCAAGGCUCGCAGAAAGGGUAAUAAAUGGACCAAGGCAAAGAGAUCUUGA